Lampris incognitus (smalleye Pacific opah) is the source of this 3750-nucleotide messenger RNA. It is a transcript of the gene matr3l1.1, whose product is annotated as matrin 3-like 1.1. Gene Ontology annotation, cellular component: nucleus. NCBI's taxonomy places the organism in Eukaryota, Metazoa, Chordata, Actinopteri, Lampriformes, Lampridae. The transcript is spliced from 22 exons. Bases 173 to 3520 code for a protein of 1115 amino acids. Gene Ontology annotation, molecular function: zinc ion binding; RNA binding. The record is from RefSeq and is a predicted model, not a curated record.
AAAAAGACAACGGACUAAGAUGGCGUCUGUCGUCUCCGCUGUUAAGAUAUGUCGUUGUACAUUUGAACAACCACGCAUUUAGUCGUGUUAACAUUAAACCUAUGAGUUUCCGAGGACGACAGUCAGCAGUGAAAGGAAACAUCCAGCUUGUUUAUUCUAGCUACCUUCCAUCAUGUCUCAGAACUAUAGAAGACUUCAACCACCAGCUGGAGACUUCCAGCCUGAUCUUGGAACCCACACUUCGUCUGACCACCGACCCUCAAGAGACUACAGUUUUUACAGGGAACCGCUGAAGCCAUCUUCUCAUUUGUCUUCAUCCUCCUCUUACCCAUUACCUUCAUCUUCCAGAGCCUCUGUGGAGCCUUCUUACUCUAUACAAAGGUCAGCGAGUGAUCUCAGCAUCCUCAGCAGCUGUGGGCUUGAACCCAGUGACCUCUCUCUAUUGGCUGAGCUUCCUGAGGAUGCCCUCACCCUCGAGUCCCUACCACAACUACUUAAAGAGAUCAAAGACAAGAAGGAAAAGGAAAAGCAUUACUCUUCAACUCAAUCCUCCUCUCAUCUUCCUGGUCCAUCUCACCCACCUGCUGCGAGCUGCUCCAGUGAUUGGGAACGAAUUCGAAACCAGCCUGUGCAGUAUCCGCUAGCACAUGCCUACGUAACGCCCAAGCCCCUUCCACCUGAGCAAGUUCAGGAUUGGCAGGACCGCUGGGGGAACCCUCGGCAGACUGGCUUCAUCACCUACCAAGCCCUCUCUAGCACAGAGGCGCCACCACCACCACCAUCAUCAUCAUCAUCGUCCAGCUACAAAGUGGACUAUGACCAUCAGGAGAGGCCCACUGAGCAUGGUAAGAAAAGGACAAACAGUAGCCCCAUAUCCGGGUACAGCAGAUCUUCCCACAGCUCCAGGUCUGCGGGGGACAGAGGCAGAAAUCCCCCAUCUCUUGCUCCUAAGCCUGGGUCAGUUGAUUACCGGUCGGCGCGUCCUGCUAAAGACCACCGCUCUGAAGGUCAGGUGGAUCAUUGUGAGCCAGAUGCUUCCCGCACCAGCAGCAAAAGAAGGCUCAGCACCAACGUCCAGUUGCCGUCCUUGAAAGCGGCACUUGACUUCCUCGGCACGACGCCAGUAACAUACCCGUACUCAUGCGCAUUGUGCGAUAUAACUGCUCUCUCAGAGAAGUUUUGGAUUAAACAUAUCAAUGGGACUCAGCAUGCAGAUGGACAGCUCAACCUGCUCCAACGCUAUCCUGAUUGGGACUGUCGUCUGGAGACCAUUAAGAGGGGGAAUGAGGAGCCAGAGAAGCUACAGGAUGAAGGAACAUCAUCUAUGUGCCCCCAGGAAACCAAGAAAGGCCGAUACCAACAACCAAAUAAAAGCGGCCCUAAAAAGCCUACUGCGAACAGCAAAGUGGUUUGUGUGAAGUUUUCAGCUCAGACUCUUGAUGAGAAGUUUCUGAAGUCAUUGAUUGAACCAUUUGGGAAAAUGGUAAAAGUCAUCAUGUUUCCUUCUUUGGCGUAUGUGGAGAUGGGCUCCAGCGACCAAGCUAAGGACCUGGUGACGUACUACAGCAGCAAUCCUGUCUCUGUGAAAGGAGAAGAGGUUGUCGUCUUCAUCGCCUCGACCUUUAACUUCCUCCAGAGUUCUCAGGUGCUGAGAUUCACUCCGGCCCCUACAGGAAAGGACGGCCAGUCUGACCUCAUCAGCAUCACCAAGCGCUUCGGCUUGCCGCUCUACACUCUCUUCCUGCCAUCUCAGGCUUUUGUAGAGAUGAAAAAUGAAGCAGACGCUCAGAAGCUGGUCGACUACUAUUCAUCCAACACGCUGAGAAUGAACGGACAAGUUAUAAAGGUGGCCUUCUCUGCAGAAUACAACAGUCUCAUGCGUGUGUCAUUAGCAAAGAAAUACCAAGAGGAAAGCUCCACGAGAAAGAGGUCAAAGAGCCGCAGCCCACAGAGCGAAAGAAAAGACAGCAGGCAGUACAAGAGGAGGAGGAGCAGAGAGAGGGAGGAGAAGGAUAAGGAGAUAAAGAGGGAGAAUGAGAGGAGGACCAGGUCGAGUUCCAGUAGCAGAACUUCCAGGAGUGGACGCUCUCGCUCCAGGGAGGGCAGGUAUCUGGAGAAGACUGCCACGCCAGAGACAAUACAGCCAACCAAGAGACAGUCUGAGACCAGUGAGCCAGCUCCUUCCAACCCCUCCAAACCUGGGGCCCGCCUCAACACAGCACCCAGAGAGGAGGCAGAGGAAACCGCCGACUUGUCGGGGGAAGAGAGCGACAUUGAGGGAAUGGAGGUGAUUGGAGAAGAUGGCGAGAAUUUGAUGGACGAUGAGGUGGAGGCACUGGACGAGACCGAGGGAGAGGAGGAGAGGGCGGCGGACGUAGAGGAGGAGAGGUCGAAGGAUGAGGAGGGGAGGUCAGGGGAUGAACAGGGCAGGUUGGCGGAUGAAGAGGAGGAGAAGGCGGACGUUGCCGAUGUAGCUGAAAAAGACGAGGAGGAAAAGGUGAAGCAGAAAGACGAGGGUGAGGAGGGUAUGGAGUUGGGAGAUGUGAUGCAGGAGGAGAAGGAGGUGGAGGAGCAAGCGAGGAGUGCGGAGGCUCCAGAGCAGAAGGUGACCCCCGAACUGGUGACGGACAUCCCUUCAGUCAACGGGCCAGAGCUACAAGGCAGCGCUGGGAUGGCGCCGCCGCAGGAGGAUGAGAGCGAGAUAAAUGAAGCACCUGAUUUCCCAUUAGACCUGGAGAACUGCAUCACUUUGGAUGAGAUCAGAGAUGAAGAGUCUGAUGACCAAGAUCAAAAAGAUGACGUAGAUGAGCCCGAGGUGAGUCGAGAGGGGGACGCCGAAGAAUACCAUUCUUCCUCCACCAGAGUGAUCUCCCUAACAAACCUUCCCCAAAUGGUCUACACCGACAACGAGUUUAUAAAGAUUGUCAAGGGCUUUGGGACGGUCACGCGCUACCUACUUAUCCAGAAGCAUGGAGAGGGCUUCCUUGAGAUGUCCAGUUCUGCCGAGGCCAGCAGAGCUGCCCAGGAGCUCACCUCCAAGGCCUUCGAGUUUCACGGCUCCGUCUUGACCGUCCAGCUUUCCGACAAAUAUGAGAGGCUGACAGACGGGACGACGGUGCAGUCAGACGUGUCAUCGGAUGAGGACAGGGAGGAGCACAGAACCAGCGGGAGCAGGAGUAGCGGGCAGUCAAACGCCUCUGAGAGCGAGGACUGUGUUAACCAGAGCACGGCGAAGGAGGAGAGUGCGACUGCAGACUCAGCGGAGGAUGCAGAAGCCAGGGAGAACCAGGCAUGUGACUUGGUAGAGGUUCAGCCCAGCCCUGCGGAGAGCAUCGUGGAGCCCAUGAAACCCACAAAACCCGUCGGAGCCGAGUUUGUCCGACCGGUGGUGGGCUACUUUUGCAACCUGUGUAAGGUCAUCUACGCCGACGAGGACGAAGCCAAGACAGAGCACUGUAGCUCCCUCUCCCACUACCAGAAAUACAAGGAACACACAGGGAAGGACCCAUUGGCCAGCUGAACCCCGCCAACCCGUCUGUGUCUCUUAAGACUGUCCUCAAAUACAAUUUUUUGGGCUCCGAAGCUUCGGUAGUGAUCAGCAGGGAAUAUCGGGAGCCGGGGGGGUGGGGGGUGACUGAAGAAGGAAUCGGCGACGGCAUAGCAGUGCAACACGUCUGUCAGUUUAGUUAGAGAUAUUAAUUGUUAAGGAUCCUCUUAUUCUAGUGUUGUUACGUUAAUAAAAAAUGUAUC